CAAGUCUCAAAGUGAACGGUCACGCCAAGUCGCGACGGAGCCAAAACAGGCGCGAGCGCGACCAGGAGAGUCCUAGGAUUGCUUCAAUGGAGGAAUCAAUACUCUUCAAGAAUCUACAUAGCCGAGAAUGCCAAGGACACAAGAAGAAGGUCCACUCCGUUGCCUGGAAUUGCACCGGCACGAAGCUUGCUUCCGGCUCUGUCGAUCAAAGCGCCCGGAUUUGGCACAUUGAUCCUCACGGCCAUAUUAAUGUUACGGGGUAAGUUUAAAGAUGUGGAAUUGAAGGGGCACACGUGGAUCAGCUUUGUUGGGAUCCCAAACAUACUGAUCUAAUUGCAACAGCAUCUGGUGACAAGACAGUUCAGCUUUGAGAUGCUCGUAGUGAGUGAAUUAUCUUUUGCAUAAGAAUUAUGUGUUCUGAAAGAUGAGUGCAUUUGCUCUCAUUUCCUGAUCAGUGGAAAGUGCUCCCAGCUGGUAGAACUUAGUGGAGAGAAUAUUAACAUCACCUAUAAACCUGAUGGGACAGACGUAGCUGUUGGUAAUAGGGAUGAUGAACUGACUAUAUUGGAUGUCCGAAAGUUCAAACCAAUUCAUAGGCGAAAAUUCAAUUACGAGAUAUUUUGCUGUUGGAAGUGCUGAUUCGUUGGUCGGCCUUUGGAGCAUUUCAGAGAUGCUUUGUGUGCGAACAUUUGCAAAACUUGAAUGGCCUGUCAGGACUGUAAGUUUCAACUACACUGGAGAUUUCAUUGCCUAUGCUAGUGAAGACUUGUGCAUUGAUAUAUCCAAUGUUCACCCUGGAAGAUCAGUGCAUCAGAUUCCUUGCCGAGCUGCCAUGAACAGUGUGGAAUGGAAUCCAAAAUAUAAUUUACUUGCAUAUGCUGGGGAUGACGAGAAUAAAUAUCAGGCUGAUGAAGGUAUUCCAGUUUCCUACUACAGUUUUACUGAAUAUGAGUAACGGAAUUUUGUCACUUAUCAUUGGUCAACUUGUUCUUGUCAUGCUUAUGAAAAGAAAAGAAAAAAAACAAAAACAAAAACUUGUUCUUGUCGUUGUUCCUGCUGCAGGUGUUUUCAGGAUAUUUGGCUUUGAGAGCGCCUAAAAUGUGGGAGGAAUCAUCACAGUGGAUAUUUGGCUUUGAGUCCAUCAGGUCUUACACGCAUUGGUGUUAAGAUUCUAGACUUUUAUGUCGGUUAUUUAUUUGUUGGGUGUCAAGUCCAGCAAAACACAUGUUGAGUGGCUACUAAAGGGGAACUCAAGCUACACACAAGGAGAGAGGACAGACCAAGAAAAUUAAAACAAUUUUUAUGCAUUGUUUUUGUUAAGAUUGUAACUUGUUAUUUGCCCCCUUGAUAUCUGAAGAAGUUGUAACUUGUUAAUACUUAAUAGUCCUUAUGAUAUUUGAAGUUGUUAUUUGUU
Tripterygium wilfordii is the source of this 1414-nucleotide messenger RNA. RefSeq names its product THO complex subunit 3-like. NCBI's taxonomy places the organism in Eukaryota, Viridiplantae, Streptophyta, Magnoliopsida, Celastrales, Celastraceae. Gene Ontology annotation, cellular component: THO complex part of transcription export complex. The record is from RefSeq and is a predicted model, not a curated record. Gene Ontology annotation, molecular function: protein binding. Gene Ontology annotation, biological process: mRNA export from nucleus. The transcript has 8 exons. Bases 569 to 955 code for a protein of 128 amino acids.